GAAACCGCGGCCUAGCGGGGCCCGCCAUGUCCUUUAAGCGCGACGAGAGCGACCCGGGACCGCUCGGGGCGCUGCAGAGGCGCCGCGUGGCCGAGCUGCUGGCCAGCGCCAUCCCCGAGGACGAGGCGCUGCUGCUGCGCGAUGGCAGGCUGGCGUGCUCGCUGUGUCCCCAGCGCCCCGUGUGUGACACUCUGCAGACGCUGCUGCUGCACCGCGCGGGCAGGAAGCACCUGGACAACCUGCUCCGUUCCUUCGGGCGGCCCCGCUGGCCCCAGGAGACCCCGCAGGGACCCCAGGUGACCCCGCAGGAGGCCCCGGGCGGGGCCCCAGGUGCGCAGGCCCCGCUGCUGGCCCGGACGCGCCGCCUGGCCCGGAGCGCUCUGCUGAGAACGGCCCCGUACAACAGCUGCUGCAGGAGAGACAGGACGAAGGGCAGCAGCUCCCGGGCCGGGAUCCCCGGGAUGAUCCCAAAGAAUUCCCAGACGCGGCCGGAUCCGUCCCGGAGCCCCGGGAAUUGCAGGAGCUCCGGGAAUGCCGGGAAUGCCGAGACGCCCGGCCCCGCGCGCACAGAGGGCGCUCCCAAGGCCGGGAAGCAGCGGGGCAGGAAAGGGAAUUCCCAAAAUCCCGAGGGGCCGAGCGCGGAGCGGCUGCGGAUCCUGCGGCACCACCUGCACCUGCGCAGCCGGGGCUGGCUCCAGGAUCCCGCUGGGAAUUGGGUGAAGGACGGGAACGCCGAGUUCGACUCCGACGAGGAGGAGCCGCCGCCACUGCCACCAGCCUGACGUCCCCAAGUGUCCCCAAGCGUCCCCAGGUGUC
Messenger RNA from Camarhynchus parvulus, 816 nucleotides. It is a transcript of the gene SCNM1, whose product is annotated as sodium channel modifier 1. The coding region runs from base 27 to 782 and encodes 251 amino acids. The record is from RefSeq and is a predicted model, not a curated record. Gene Ontology annotation, cellular component: nucleus. The transcript has 8 exons. Gene Ontology annotation, biological process: RNA splicing. NCBI's taxonomy places the organism in Eukaryota, Metazoa, Chordata, Aves, Passeriformes, Thraupidae.